Molecule: messenger RNA, 7703 nt
Organism: Mya arenaria
Lineage: Eukaryota; Metazoa; Mollusca; Bivalvia; Myida; Myidae
Product: ceramide glucosyltransferase-like
Exons: 11
Coding region: 503-1753 (416 amino acids)
Biological process (GO): glucosylceramide biosynthetic process
Cellular component (GO): membrane
Molecular function (GO): ceramide glucosyltransferase activity
Source: RefSeq, a predicted model, not a curated record
UGCUACUGUAUUUGUGUGACAAAUGUUCUAAUUACUACAGCCUUAAAGGAAUGUAAGAAGGAUUUAUCAAAUGAGCUGUAUAACAUAUGUGCAUAUUGGAUAAGAACAAAAGGAAAAGGAAGAACUGGCAUAUAACACAUGGUCAGUCAAUGUACAGAGGCUGGAAGGUAUUGGCAAUCAAAAGGCUAGAGACAGAAGCAAGAGUAAGACAGCUUGUAGUGCUCCACCCUCCAUUUCAUUGGAACAAAUCACAUGGCUAGAGCCUGAAUAAAAAUAAAAGACACAGUGCCCUCCGGUCUCACAGGAACAUUUCAACCUCAACGUCAAGUCACCUUCAGGGAACAAAGUUGCCAAAUUUGGAUAUACAUAAGUUACGAAAUAUAUAGAGGAGAUAUUGAAAUAAUCAGAAGAGUUACCACCAGGCAUUAUAAUGCAGUUGUAGAGGCUGAUUCUGAUCUUUCACAUUGGAGUUUGAAAUAGCCUCACACAGACUGUUCAGACAAUGGGCCUAUACAGCCUGCUGGAUGAGCAAACAUGGUCGUACAUCGUGUUCUUCCUGGGCGUGAUAGCGCUCGUCCUCUAUGCCAUGUCCACUUUCUUCAUCAUUGUGUCACAGAUAGGCGGGAGAUUUAUCCUCUUCAAGAAGGAAGACACAGCCCUGAUCUCAGACAAUGUUCCCGGCGUGUCCAUCAUCAAGCCCCUGAUGGGAAUUGAUCCCUUGUUGGAAAUCAACCUCGAAAGCCACUUUAGCAUUUCAUAUCCAAAGUUUGAGCUGCUGUGUUGUGUGCAGGAUGACCACGAUCCCGCCAUCAAUCUUGUAUAUAAACUCAAGGAAAAGUACCCCAAGGUUGACUGCUCACUCUUUAUAGGUGGAAAGGACGGCAUCAUCAACCCCAUGGUGCACAACAUGGCCCCCGCCUACGACCAUGCCAAGUAUGAGUAUGUCUGGAUCAGCACAAGUAGGAUUAAAGGGAGUACGGAUAUCAUGAUGGACAUGGCAUGUAAGCUGCAGAAACCAAAUGUGGCCCUCUGUCACCAGAUGCCCUUUACCACUGACCAGAAGGGCUUCGCUCAGACGCUAGAGAAGACGUAUUUUGGUGGAGCGUUUGCCCGCUACUACCUUGCGUUCAAUAUCCUGGGCCUCUGUUGCUGUACGGGAAUGUCGUACAUGUUCAAGAAAUCAGCCCUUGAUGAGCUGCACGGUCUUAACUGGUUCGGCAAAUAUCUGGCAGAGGACUUCUACCUGACACACGCUUUACAUGAGAAGGGUCACAGACUGGUGAUGUCCUCUUAUCCGGCUCAACAAAACCUCGCCCAGUCAGCAGUAGUUGGUUAUAAGAACCGCAUGGUCAGGUGGUUGCGACUACGGUUGAACAUGAUGCCUCUGGUGAGUGGCUUCCUGGAGCCCAUGACGGAGUGUAUCCCCCUGGGCUUGUAUGCAGCCUGGGCAUUCUACCACUUCCUUGGCAUCAACCCAUACAUCUUCUUCGCUGUCCAUUUCUGCCUCUGGCUAAUAUCUGAUCACUUGCUUCUCAGAUUGAUACAGGUAAAAUCAAAGCAUGGCCCAUUACCUUUCUCCAAGCUGCAGUAUACCAUAGUAUGGAUCCUGCGUGAGGUCCUAGCUGUCUGGGUUUUCUUUGUGGCUCUCAUCUCACCGCGCCGCAUCAAAUGGGGAAAACACACUUAUAAACUUUCCCUCGGGGGACAUACAGAACUGUUAAACACACAUGAUAAGGGCAAAGUCAAGUUGUAGCAUAAUCAUCAGACAUAUCAGUUUUACCAAUUAAGGCCAAGGUCACCCAUUUUAUCCAUCAAUCAGUUAUACAUGUAUACUUAACCAUAGUUUAAAAGACAUAUUUUCAUUGCUUCAUUGCUGUGUUGUAAAUAGGUGCAGAAUUUGAUCUUUUAGUUGUAUUUUCUAUGGUCAACUGCUAACAUAAUGUUUGUUAUUUAACAUAUGUUGUAUGUUUUGAUAUAUAUGGACUAAAUAUGAAAGAUGUUCUGUCCUGUCAUUAAUGCUUUGUUCGCUUUUAAUUACAUUAUGCAAUUUGAAUGACUCAAAACCAGAUCUUGACCAACCAGUUUUUCAUGUAUAUUAAGCAUAAUGGAAGUUUUGCUUUAUCACUCUUUUUACCAUAUUAAUUAAGGGGCUCUUUGUUUUACUUACAUUUGUAUACACAUAUAUAUAUAUAUAUAUAUAUUUAUCAACAUCAAAACUGUAGUAUAUUUUGUAAAUGCUUUAUAUACCUGUUGGAUAAUAUGAUUUUACAAUAUUUAUACUUUGUGGGGCCAAAUGCAUGACUUUGUGUGUCAGAAUAUUUUUUUUAUAUAAUAUAAUGCAGUACAAACUGUAACUCAGUGUUUGAUUAUUUGAAAGGUUGUUGGUAUUUAUACAAGAGGAAAUAUUUGUAUAUCCACCUUGAACUUUAACCAUGCUUGUAAGGAGGAUGUUAGAAUCGUGUCAGUUGCAUAAUUUGAUCUUUUUGUCUGAAAGGGGCAUUCUUUAUUGCCUUGACUGAAUUUGGCAUGGCUAUAACUAUAUCUUACAGCAAUGUUAAUUGUAUUUUAUAAUACUUAAACAUUCUAUUGGAGCAUAAUCCAUUUUUUUUAGAAUUUCAAAAUAUAUUUUCUUGAAUUUUAAACAUACUAGGGCAUAAGCUUUCCCUAUAGGGCUCACUUUAAAUCAUCAUGAAGAAAUAAGAUUUCACCAUUCCUCAAUGUUAAAACUUUAAUAGCCACUUUGUUCAGUGAACAGUCAAACCAAAGCAUAGCCAAAUAUAAUUCAGGUGUUUUUAACAGCUUCUGAAGCAUCUAGUAAUAUACUAACAUACCAUUUUCAUUGGCAAUGGUAGCAUCUUUGACCUACUUGUGUAACUCUGUAAAUAUUAACAUAUUUCAUAUGUCAUUACAUGCCUGUUUAUUAAGCGAGUGCUUCCUUGACUUAAAGGGAAUGCAGUACAUAUAAAAAAUAAUUAUAUUUUUAAUCAUGUUAUACAGAUAUUAAAUACCGGGUAUGUGAUGGAAUUUCAUACGUGGGACUUUACUCAUAAAGCAUAGCAGUGAAUUGAGGUUCAACUUGGUGAACAUUUCGUAACUUUUGAAAAUGAUUAUUUUAAUACCCUCUACUUCUCAUCAAAUUUAUUCAUAUGCAUAUAUUCUUUAGAACAUUUUUGCAGUAUUUUCAUAUCGUUGGUGUAGAAACAUUGUUAGUUUUCUUUAAAUUCAACUUAGAAAAAGGCAAAUUUUCACUAUGUUGAAAAUAGUCACUAAGAUGCAUUAUGAAUCAGCCCCUGGAGAAUGAAUCCCCCUAAAUUAGAUUUUUUUACAUGCAUGAAUGGAUAAUGAACAUCUAGAAUACUGUUUGAAUACUUAGGUUAUUGAACGGUUCUUUUAGGUAGUGUUGGAAGUGGUAGUAUGACAAAAUAUGUAGACUUGGGUAUCAUUAACUUGUCUGUUAUGUAUGGAGAACAAGAAAUUGUAAAAAUGCAUUGGUCAUGUGAGACAAAGUUGACUGGUUUUUUUUUGCAAUUAUAACUUUCAAUUGGAUUUUUGACACAAAGAAUUAUUAUAAUUUGUCUGUUGCUUUUUUGUUGUUGUACGCACACAGGUUAGGGGCUCCAUAGUUAUUUAUAAAGCAAUAUACCAAAUGUGCUUAUACUAAACACAGAGCUGAUAAUUUAUUAAAAUGACAUAGCUUUCCCAGUUAUUUAUAGAUGAUUGAUAUUGACUUUACCUGCACAUGAUAGUUCUUCCACAAUAUAGGAUGAUAUAGCCUUUACCCACAAAAUAUAGGGUGAUAUUGUCUUCACUCACACAUGAUAGGGUGAUAUUGUCUUCACCCACACAUGAUAGCGUAAUAUUGUCUUUACCCACACAUGAUAGCGUAAUAUUUUCUUUACCCACACACGAUUGCGUAAUAUCGCAUUUACCCUCUCAUGAUAGGAUGAUAUCGCCUUGAACCCACAUGAUAGGGUGAUAUUCCCCUUACCCAUACAAUAUAGAGUGAUAUCGCCUUUACCCACACAUGAUAGGAUGAUAUCGCCAUUAUCCCACAUGAUAAGGUGAUAUUGUUUUAACUCCAACAUGAUAGGGUGAUAUUCCCUUUAGCCACACAAUACAGGGUGAUAUUCCCUUUACCCACACAUUAUAGGAUGAUAUUGCCUUUACCCUAACAUGAUAGGAUGAUAUCGCCUUUAACCACAUGAUAAGGUGGUAUCACCUUUACCCACAUGAUAAGGUGAUAUUGCCUUUACCCACACAUUAUAGGAUGAUAUCCCCUUUACCCACACAUGAUAGGAUGAUAUCACCUUAACCCAGAUAAUAAGGUGGUAUUGCCUUGAUCCACAUGACAAGGUGAGAUUGUCAUAACCCACAUGAUAAGGCUAUAUUGUCAUUACCCACACAUGAUAGAAUAGUAUCGCCUUAACCCACACAUGAUACGGUGAUAUCGUUGUGACCCACUUUACCUGCACUUGAUUGUUAUCUGUGUGCAGGGCAGGGAUGUAAUGUAUAUUAUGUGCAAUAUGUUGCUUGCUGUACUUGUUACAAGAUGCCAUCUGUUACCAUGGCAUCAAGCCUGUCUGUUCAUUUUGGAAUCUCUAGUUUGAAGAUGUAAAAGUCCAUUUAAGACACAACCAUACAUGAAGGUUGUGUUAUGUACCCAGGAAAUAGAAGUUGGUUGAAAUCACUUCAUUAAUACUAGUGGUGACGGAAGAUAUAAUUAUAAUUAUUAUUAGACCGGAGAAUCACCCAUCAUACCUGUUAUAAAAAAUGUUCUAAAACUGUGACUCUAUUUUGUUCUAAAACAUGAGUAUUUUUUUGUAUAUGAAGUUGCAUUUUUAGUACAAAAUGAAUUUUGAAAAAAGAUUUCAAAAGAAUUAUUCAUGUUAUUUAAAAAAAUAAUCUGUUACAAUGAAAUUGAAUGGCUUCUUUAAAACUGUUCAUUAUUGUGUUACCAUGUAUAAUAAUGCCAUGAAGUGAGAUAUUGUUCAUAUCUCCGUAUAGUUAUUGGCCCUGUCAGUUGUAGUACUUAAUACACAUAUAUGUCUUAACAUGUUAAUAUUUCCUUAGUUAAUUUUAGCCAUUUAGUAUGUAAUGGAAAAAUGAACAUUUAAAAAUCACCACACAGAUUCAUCCUCUGGCAAUAUAUGCCAUCUUUAUACUCUUAAUUGAUAGAAUAACAAAUCUAGACAACAUUCAUAUAAAACGUUUAAAUGUCUUCAAGCAUUCAAGUUUGUUGACACGGUAGGAUUAUUACAUUUAUUUAGUUAUACUACUGUUGAAUAAUGAGAGCUUUAUAGAAUAAAAGUUAUUUUUAACAUGCUCAGGAAGAUGAAAAGGACCAUUAUAUCUGUAACAUUCCAUUUUACUUUACUGCUAAUGUGAUGUUGUUGUGUCUUGAUGGUUGUGAUUGAAAUUUCAUAUAUAUUGAUAUUGUUUUAAAAUUGGUCGGAGGUAUUUAUUAUAUAUGUAUGUAUUUAUUACGUAAUGUUUAAAAAUUAUAUGUAUAUGUUUAAAUGAAACAAUAUCUAACAAGUUAUAUGCUGAGUUAUAUGAUUUCACAACAUUUUAAAUGAUUGAGAUUCCACAGUCAUUUCUGGGACUUCCUGAUCUAUUAUUUAAGCUUGUAUUGUCAAUUCUCAAGUAGCUGAAUCUGUAUGGUAAUUUAAAACUAAUCUGAGUCCUUGUCUGAAAGCUUAUAGUAACACAAAAGCUGGUAAAUGCAGUUUUAAUAAUUUACCAACAUUUAACCAUGUGUCUUCAUUUGUUAUCACAUAAUAGUCAUGUUCCUGUUUUGUCUUUCUAUGUUACAAUGUAGCUGUUAAGUACCUGUGGUUUUAAGAGACAAUUUUAUAUCUUGGAGAAGCAGGAUAAUGUCAUGGAAACUAUUACAUGUGAAAAUUAAGUGUCUUACUCGUCUUGUUGCACUCAGCAUGUCAAAUAUUGAAAGCAGCCACUCAAUUACGUUAUGGUUGUAAUCAAUUUUGACCAAUGGGAUGACAUUCAUACUGAUAGAUCUAUGUUUCAUUGGCUGUACUUAAAGUUCGAUUCGUGAACAUUGAAAGUGAAACCUUAUACAUGUAGCUUGUCAAAUUAUCUACUGUGAGUAAUGAAUAUCAUUCAACCAGGUGAUUAAAAAGGAAUUUUGCACUGGAAAUAUAACAGUUCUGUAGGAAGGACAAAGGUACUUUUUGUGAGAGGAUGAAUAAUCAUGUAAAAUACCAUGGAUGAUGGUAACUAACUGGGGCUUUGUCAGUAACACAAUAAUUUCAGCCAAUUGAAGGUCUAUUUAAAAAUGAAUCAUUUGUCUGGCUGCACUAAUGACUUGAUUUUUUUUUUCAUAGAGACUUCCAAUAAACAAUAGCCUAUACACAAAAAAACUAAUGUAUAUUUAUUGUAUUAUAACUUUAUGUCCAUAUAUUGAGACUUCACAUAUUAGAUAAUGAAGAUAUACUACUGAGCAACCCGACAUGUUAUUUACAUUUAUAUUUUUAUUUCUCAAUAGCGGCCUAUUGUUGGUGGUGACUGUAGAAUAAACAUAAAUGUUUUCCCCUUUCUCUAUUUUCUAUUAGCUGUGUUUUAGGUAGUUAUGAGACCUUUGGUGGUUAAGCACUGUUAUUUGAUUUUUUUUUUUUUUAGUAAAAUGUGUUCAAAUACAGUUUAUUUCUUGAUAUUUUAUUUAUAAUGUUUAGCAUUAGAAUCAUGAACACCUGGCAAUAACUUUAAUUUCAAAUGUCAGAACAAAUAUUCAUACAUCUGCAUAACUUAAAUUUUAUUAUUAUUACUAUCACUUACUAAGAUUUCCUAUUUAAAUAGUUCCUGACUUCCUUUUCAUUCACAUACAAUUUGCAUCAUAGAACUUCACAAAAUGAAUACUUUUAUUCGCAGGGUAUGAACUGUAAACUUAAUAUUUAAGGUAUUUUGUUGAAUUAGUUGUCAGUAUUCCAAAUGUGGAACAUGUUGACUAUUGAGCUGUAUUUACUUUGUUUUUAUAUUUUUCAGACAGCCAUAAUUUUCAAACUUAAAUUGUUGCCAGGCAAUGAUGCUGUGGAUUAGGGAAUGAAUGAAUAUUGAGAAAUGCUUGAAAAGAAACUAAUCUAAAUAAAUAUCAUACCAAUAUUGUUACAACAUUUGCAAGAAAAACUAAAGGCCACACCAAAAUGAUGUUUGUUUUACAAAUUUAUGCACCUUUUUCAAAAAAUACAAAAACCUAUUUUAAUUCUUUUUUAUAGCAAGUUUGCCUAUUUUUUCCUGCAUCAAUUGAAAGAUGCCAAACAGUGCUUUCUUGUGAACAUAUUUAGUGUAAAGCAACCCCUAAAACAUGUAUAAAAUCACUAUAUUUAGUGGGUAUUGCCUUUAACUUUUUCUUCGAAGGUUGAAUGAUGUUGUAAUUGUUCAUGAUUUUCAAAUAUUGAUGAAAUUUGAUUCUGCUGGCUUGCUCCAAUUUUUCUCUGCAACAUUCAAUAGUCUUGGAACAAAUCAUUAAAUAGGUGUGGCUAUAUGUGUUAUUUGCUCUGCACAUGCAUACUAUUUUAAAUAGGUAUUUAUAUAAAUAAAUCAUAUUAUAUUUGUAUUAAAAACCACUGUAAUCUUUUGUUAAGAUAUGUACCAUACACGUAAAAGUGGCCUAUUUUGGUUAACAGCCAAAGAACCAAAUCCAUCCAAGCUAUAUGAAAGUACUUUCGUAAUAAAAGUAAAACAAC